Molecule: messenger RNA, 645 nt
Organism: Naegleria gruberi
Lineage: Eukaryota; Heterolobosea; Eutetramitea; Acrasida; Naegleriidae
Exons: 2
Biological process (GO): sphingolipid biosynthetic process; fatty acid elongation, polyunsaturated fatty acid; very long-chain fatty acid biosynthetic process
Cellular component (GO): endoplasmic reticulum membrane
Molecular function (GO): fatty acid elongase activity
Source: RefSeq, a predicted model, not a curated record
UUUAACUGGGACCAAGAUGCUGCUCCUCUCUCCAGUUUACCAUCUAUUGGUUUGACUUUGGUCGGAUAUCUUGUUGUUUCCUAUACUCUUAGUUUUAUUCUUGGUACCAAGUCCAGAGAGGAAAUGGAACAAGAACAUAAGAAUCCAACCUUUGUACAAAAGAUUUUGAAGGUUUUAGCCUUUUUACAUAAUUUGAAUAUGACUGUUAUUUCCCUUGUCUGUUUCUUUGGAUUGUUGUUUGAAGUUACUUCUAUUGGAUUGAAGGAUGGUUUCUACAGUUUGUUGUGUGACCCUGAACAUAAGUAUAACGUUGGUUAUAUUCCAUUCUGGACCUACAUGUAUUACUUGUCUAAAUAUGUAGAACUUUUUGAUACUUUCCUCCUUGUUAUCAGAAGAUCUAGACUCAGAUUUAUUCACACCUAUCACCAUGUCACCACAAUGUCAAUUUGUUAUUAUGGAUUGUACAGUGGAGGUACUGGACAAUGGAUUCCAAUUAUUUUGAAUACUUUUGUUCACAUUGUUAUGUACUAUUACUACAUGAAGGUCACUUUAGGUUUUGAUGUCUGGUGGAAGAUGUAUUUGACUGAUAUUCAAUUAACUCAAUUCAUUUUUGAUGCUGCUGCUUUCACUGCUUACUCAUAUGUU